Messenger RNA from Arabidopsis lyrata subsp. lyrata, 1536 nucleotides. RefSeq names its product basic leucine zipper 19. The record is from RefSeq and is a predicted model, not a curated record. Gene Ontology annotation, biological process: regulation of transcription by RNA polymerase II; DNA-templated transcription. Lineage: Eukaryota; Viridiplantae; Streptophyta; Magnoliopsida; Brassicales; Brassicaceae. Gene Ontology annotation, molecular function: RNA polymerase II cis-regulatory region sequence-specific DNA binding; DNA-binding transcription factor activity, RNA polymerase II-specific. The transcript has 3 exons. Bases 498 to 1283 code for a protein of 261 amino acids.
GUACAAAGUUUUGAGUCCACUUAAUUAUAAAGAUUAUAAAAGAUGCGGAGCUCCAAUCACGUUCAAGUAUGUAAUAUGGAAAAUAAAUAAUUAAAAUUUAGUUUAAGACUUUUAAGCCUCAAAGGGCAAAUUUUUUUUUUUUAAGGAAUUUGUGCAAAGUCGAAAUCGUUAUCGUACGUUGAUGUCUUUUCUCCGGCCACCGAAACGAUGCCAUCUGUUUAGUGCGCCUUUAUAAAUCGACGACCCCUUCGUACUUUUCCGAUUCCUCUUUCUCUAUUCAUCUCUCUCAUUCUCUCCACUCUUCUCAAAAUUCGAUCUUUAGGGUUUUUAUUCCAUCCGCUUAUCGCUAAUCUCGAGCUCUAGAGGCUUUAAAGGGGUUUUGUUUGAUUCGGGAGCUCAAGAUUUGACCUUUUUAGUUGUUUCGGCCAAGAUUGUAUCGGUUUUGGAGGUUGAUAGAAGAGUAAGGUUACUUUGUUUGUGGUUGGUGGGUUUUAGUAAUGGAAGACGGCGAGCUUGAUUUCUCGAAUCAGGAAGUGUUUUCUAGUUCGGAGAUGGGUGAAUUACCACCUAGCAACUGUUCGAUGGAUAGUUUCUUUGAUGGGCUUUUGAUGGAUACUAAUGCUGCUUGUACCCACACUCACACCUGUAACCCCACGGGACCUGAGAAUACUCAUACUCAUACCUGUUUCCAUGUCCACACCAAGAUUCUCCCGGAUGAGAGCGAUGAAAAAGUUUCUACUGAUGAUACAGCUGAGUCUUGUGGGAAGAAGGGGGAAAAGAGACCUUUGGGAAACCGAGAAGCGGUUAGAAAGUAUAGAGAGAAGAAGAAGGCUAAAGCCGCUUCGUUGGAGGAUGAGGUUGCUAGGCUUAGGGCGGUGAAUCAGCAGCUGGUGAAGAGGUUGCAAAAUCAGGCUACCUUGGAAGCUGAGGUCUCGAGGCUUAAGUGUUUGCUUGUGGAUUUGAGAGGAAGAAUAGAUGGGGAGAUUGGAUCUUUUCCGUAUCAGAAACCUAUGGCUGCAAAUAUUCCUUCUUUCUCGCACAUGAUGAAUCCUUGUAAUGUACAAUGCGAUGAUGAAGUUUAUUGCCCUCAGAAUGUUUUUGGAGUGAAUAGCCAAGAAGGUGCCUCGAUCAAUGACCAAGGGUUAAGUGGUUGUGAUUUUGAUCAGCUACAAUGCAUGGCUAAUCAGAACUUAGGUGGCAAUGGGAACGGAUCAUUCAACAACGGCAAUACAUCUGUCUCGAAUAAGAGAAAAGGUGGGCAUCGUGCAUCAAGAGCAGUUUGAAGCAUCAUCAAGCUUGUACCCUCUAUUUCCACCUGCAUAGAAAUUGUAUUCCAAAUAAGUUGUAGAGUUCAGCUGCAGCAUCAGCUUCGCUCAGGUUCCUUUGUAUUCUCAUUUUUGUUUUUUGUUCUCUUGACUCUCUUUUCCUUCCAUUGUAUUUCCUUGUUGAGCUUGACAAACUAGAAGGAUGAUAUUGUUAAUACAAACUCAAAUGUUCUGUGUUCCUGCCAUUUGUUUUCAUACUUCAGUUACUUAA